UGUCGCAUCCUCUGAGCUUUCUUUCUCCGUUAAAAUCCAGUUUUAUCGCAAUAAUCAUACAGUUUUUUUUAAUAAAUACUCUUUAAUCGUUUUAUUAAAUAGUUUCUGAUUAGUGUGAAUGUAAAAGUAUUGUCAGUAGUAGUGUAAAAUUUACAAAAUAGUUGAAAGAAAAUUUUAUAUAUUUUUGAGGUUAUGUUUUGUCAAUCAAGAAAUAAUAUGCAAAAUAUUGUAUUUACUGGCACGAAAUGUCGAAAUCCACGAAAUUAUUUAUGAAAUCUGCAAAUUUUUUAUGCAUCGUGCAAUGAAAUGAGAACAAGUACUUAAACCUAACAUUAAAGUUAUCAAUGUCACGGAUUUAUCAUGUGAAGUCGUGUACACAAUAGGACCAAAUAGUUUUUUAAACAUUGUAAGAGAAAAAUACAAUAUUGUCAAUAAUAGUAAAUUUUCCGUAGCUUUGUCGUAUAGUAAGUGAUCGAUUUUCUUUGAAUCUUUGCAGAAUAGAGCAUACUAUUAUGAUUUUACUAUUUAUCCUGGUGAAUCGUACACAAUUGAUUGUACUAUCAUUGGAGACGAAACAUAUUUUGAUAUAAAUCUUGCCAAGGACGAAUGCUUAGCUGAACUUUACAAAUGUAUAUGAGUGUGACAUUAUUUAUCUUGGUAAACUUUCUAAUUCGCUAAAGUUAACUCUUAACUCUCGUAUUUUAAUUUAUAGUCAAACCUGCUGCGCCGAAAAUAUCUGACUUUGAUAUUUCAUUUUCGGACAGAGUAGCCACUGUCAAGUUGCACAACAGUACUAAUAAUAAUAAUAAUAAUAAAUCGUGUGAGAUUUGGUAUUUAAUUAGUUUGAAGAAAAUUAGGUUACCUGAUCGAUGGACAAAGAAAGUGUUCUUGAAUUGCACGGACGAAUAUGCAAAUAUUGAAAAUCUGGAAAUAGAAGAUGGUUUCUAUCAUGUUUAUAUUAUGGUGUGUAAUGAGAGAGGAUGUUUCAAGGGAAUAACUAGCGAGGAAGAUUAUAAAACUGACGCUUCGUUAGUGAGUCCUCUAGGACCAGAAGGUACAUUGAAAGUACUAGAAACGACAAACACAACUUGUAGGAUCCAGUGGAAUAAACCUGGGUAUAAUUUUAAAAAUGUGAGGUACUAUAUAAAAUCUUACAUCGAAGGGGAUUCUUCUUCUGAAGUUACUAGGAAUUACGUUUCAUCUGAUUUUGUACCAUCUGUUACGAUUAAAGAUCUUCGACCUGGAAACAAACAUAAUAUUGUCGUUGGUUGCAUAAAUAACAAAGGCAGAUCUAAAACUUCUAUCCAAACGGAAUGCAACACUCAUGAUCAUUUGUAAGAUACGGAACUAAGUGUUGUCAGAAUGAUGAAUAACUUAUAAGCUACUACAAAAUUUACCAGCUUUACUAUAAUUGUAAAAUUUUUAAAAAUUAUGAUGUACUUAUUAAUAGAGCUGUUUCUUAAAAUUAUAUAAGUAACCUUGAUAAUUUCGUAUAUAUAUUGAUUGAAUAAACACAAUAUUACUUACAAUCAGGUAAUAAAAUAAUAUAUUAGUAAUCAAAAAUAAUAGACUUCGAAUUUUUUAGAAUUUUUAGAAUUUAUACUACU
Leptopilina heterotoma is the source of this 1607-nucleotide messenger RNA. RefSeq lists its product as uncharacterized. The coding region runs from base 961 to 1338 and encodes 125 amino acids. The transcript has 3 exons. Lineage: Eukaryota; Metazoa; Arthropoda; Insecta; Hymenoptera; Figitidae. The record is from RefSeq and is a predicted model, not a curated record. Gene Ontology annotation, molecular function: protein binding.